Belonocnema kinseyi is the source of this 390-nucleotide messenger RNA. RefSeq names its product glycine-rich cell wall structural protein-like. Bases 1 to 390 code for a protein of 129 amino acids. The transcript has a single exon. The record is from RefSeq and is a predicted model, not a curated record. NCBI's taxonomy places the organism in Eukaryota, Metazoa, Arthropoda, Insecta, Hymenoptera, Cynipidae.
AUGGUAUCCGCAAGAACUGUUAUUAUCUUCUUCCUAGGAUGCAUUAUUGCACUGUCUCAAAUGGCCGGUUCUGACGCCAAAGGCGGCGGCGGAGGUGGACAUGGUGGUGGAGGUGGUCACGGCGGUGGAGGUGGACACAGUAGCGGAGGCGGAAAGGGUGGAAGUGGGGGGAAAAGUGCCGGAAAAGGUAUUGGAAAAGGGGGAAAAAAUUUUGUGAAAGAAGAUCCCGGAAGUUGUGGCUAUAUAUGCCGCGUUGGCUGUGGCGUUGGUGGCACUGCUGGCAUGGGCCUUGGUUACGACAACCAAUCCUUGGAACAUGGCCCAAUAUAUAUUGUGACUCCAACUGUACCAGUUUGCAACCCCGACGUUUUAUCACCAAAUUGUCCAUAG